Molecule: messenger RNA, 2658 nt
Organism: Passer montanus (Eurasian tree sparrow)
Lineage: Eukaryota; Metazoa; Chordata; Aves; Passeriformes; Passeridae
Product: alpha-1,6-mannosyl-glycoprotein 4-beta-N-acetylglucosaminyltransferase-like
Exons: 4
Coding region: 963-2333 (456 amino acids)
Biological process (GO): protein N-linked glycosylation
Molecular function (GO): acetylglucosaminyltransferase activity
Source: RefSeq, a predicted model, not a curated record
GAGCAGUGAGCAAGACAGCAGUGAUCAACAAUAAUCUUAAUUCCCAGCCCAGCAGAUCCCAGUUUAAGGAAAGAAAGGCAUAAAUGAUCAAACAAAGGAAUUACUUGAAAGAGGAGUUGUAAGGCAAAAGACUUAAGUUCUCACACUGGUGUUUUUCUUUGAAAAUAAGAUCUAAACUCUUAAAACCAGAAGGUGCUUUACAGAAAACAUAAACAGGGAGGGAGAGGAGGGGACAAACUAAAAUAACUGAAGCCGUGAUGAAGGACUCAACUCUGUGUCUUUUCAAAGAGCAGUGUGGAAAUAUUCUCCAUUGAAAGCCCCCAAGCAACCACUGAUCUGGCUUUUGACUAAACAAAUUAUUUCUGUGAGGAAGAAGCAACCAUGAAGCUUCCUCUGGUUCUGGGCUGACUGAGAAGUGAGGGGUGCAGGGGCUGGGCCUGUCAGAAGUGUGGUCUGACCAGAAGGAACCUGGCUGGAGGUUUAAUUGAACACGUGGCUCCCUGGGAAGGUUCAGAGGAGGUGCUGCAGGGUAGGGGAGCAGCUGUGCAGAUACAGACCCUGGAUUGAGCUUUGCUGCUUAUCAGAUAUCAGCUCCUCAGUUCUGCACACCACAUCUGGUUCCAAGCAGGAGGAGCAGUACUUGUCCUUGUAGAAUGUUCAGUGAAGCUCACAAAGAAGAGGGAGUUCUGCCAUCUCAGUUUGGACUCUGUGGUCUUUGAGCUCUCAGUGGGUCCCUUCCAGCUCAGAAUAUCCAGUGGUUCUGUGACCCCACAUGACCCUGGUGUAGCUGAUCAGAAGGAGUUUUCUUGCCACUCUGUAAAUCACCACUAAGGGCAUUGCCCUGACUUUGGAGGCUCUUCGUGUUGACCUCAAACACAUUUGGGACAGCUUCUGCCUCAUAGUUCCCCUUUCCACCACUGCUGAACUUCCGUUGAUGCCACAGGCCUCAGCCAGCAGGGGCCAUGCGGUGCUCUCCGAAACGCUCCCUCACGGUUCUGCUCGCUACCUCCUUUCUCCUCCUCCUCCUCCUCCAUGCGGGCAGACGGCAGGAAGAGGAUCCCCUGGAGGACACGAUCCUGCAGCUGCUGCAGCCGAAGGGCGCCCAGCACAUCCUCAGGGACACAGCUGAGCUCUCUGCACUCCACAACAUCUCCUACCAGCUCCUCGCUGGCUCUCCGGCUCCCCAAAAAAAAUUCCUGGCAGUGGGAAUGGCAUCCGUGCAGAGGCCACGUGGUUUCUACCUGCUGGCCACGCUCCAGUCCCUCUUCAGCCAGUCUACAGAGGAGGAACUGCAGGAGAUGGUGGUGGUGGUGCACCUGGCUGACACUGAUCCUGGCUGGAACGCGCGUGUUGCCGCCACCAUCGCCCAGAAGUUUGCUCGCCACAUCCUCCUGGGCCGGCUCCUGCUCAUCCAUGCUCCCCCUGAAUUCUACCCCACCCUGGAAGGCCUGAAGAGGAACUUCAACGAUGCAGAGGAGCGGGUGAGGUUCCGCUCCAAGCAGAAUGUGGACUAUGCCUUCCUGCUCGCCUUCGCCGCCAACCUCUCCUCCUACUACCUGAUGAUUGAGGAUGACGUGUGGAGCGCCAGGUCCUUCCUGACGGCCAUCCGCAGGGCAGUGGCUUCCCAGGAGGGUUCCAACUGGGCCACCCUUGAAUUCUCCAAGCUGGGCUACAUUGGAAAGCUCUACCGCUCCAGUGACCUUCCUCGCCUGGCUCAAUUCCUCCUCCUCUUCUACCAGGAGAUGCCCUGUGACUGGCUGCUGGUCCACUUCCGCCAACUGCUCACUCAGAAGGACGUGAUCCGCUUCAAGCCAUCCCUCUUCCAGCACAUGGGCUUUUAUUCCUCCUUCCAGGGCACUGUCAACCGGCUGGAGGACGAGGAUUUCCAAGCUGAUGCCUUGGACCUCCCGGACAACCCGCCAGCAUCCCUGUACACCAGCAUGUCCAUCUUUGAGAACUACGAGCCCCUCAAAGCCUACAGCUCGGCACAGGGGUACUUUUGGGGCAAAGACCCAGCAGCUGGCAGUACUUUUUCCAUUGUGUUCCAGCAGCCAGCCCGAGUCAGCCGUGUCCGGGUGCGCACGGGCUCCGUGGAGCGCCCAGGUGAUUUCCUGCGCGCAGGGCUGCUGGAGCUGGGCCAGCGCCGGGACCACAGCCGGGACUGCUCCUCCUACAUCCCUGUGGGCUCCUUCAAGAAGGGGACCCUGGAGCAGCAGGGUCUGGAGAGGGUCCUGCCUGGGCCCGUGGAGUGCGUGAGGAUCCGGGUGACGCAGGACCAGAGCGAGUGGCUCAUCAUCCAGAGCAUCGACAUCUGGACCACAGCAGGCACUUGAGCAUAACACCUGUGGCAGGAUGUCAAAGCUCCUGGAUUUGGUUCCUUUAUUUUUCACAUUGCCUUUUUGGAUAAGAAAUUAAGUUAUUGGCUCUCACUGGUCCAUGUCUGGAGAGAUGGAAACCACUGACGUGGGCUGUGGAUGGGUCUAGGAGCAGGGCACAUCAGAAUGUACCUGCUGGAGGAUGCCCCAAUGAGCCAGGGAGGGGGCACAGGAAGGGGAAGGGGCUUGGGAAUUCAAGGCUGAGCGGCAGAAAACCUUUCCUCCCGGGGAGGAUGAUGUACAGGACAAAGCUGAUCAGCUAAUUAACAAACCAAAUAAUUAA